AUGGACCACAUUCCCACUACCAACGAGGCCAAGGGCGAGCCCGAGUCCAUCACAAACAAGAUCCUGGAAACCGGAGCUGCCGCUACACAGAACUUCGCCCCACCCAAGCGUGUCUGCGCUCAUCUCAAUGCCUUCCACGCAUACGCCAACGAUCCUACUCGUUGCGUCGAGACCAACCACUACUGUGCUCACUUGAACGAUGAGGUCCGACAAUGCCUUCUCUACGACUCGCCUGAGUCAAAUGCUCGUCUCAUCGGCAUCGAAUACAUGAUCAGCACCCGCCUCUACGAGACCCUGGAACCCGAAGAGCGCAAAUACUGGCACUCGCACGUCUUCGAAGUAAAGUCUGGCAUGCUGCUCAUGCCCCGCCCCGCUGGCGUCCCCGCAGCUGUCUGGGAAGUCGCAGAGAACAAAGAGAUGGAAGAGGUUGUCACACUCUACGGCAAGAUCUUUCACUUGUGGCAGACAGACAAGGGUCACAAGCUUCCGCUGGGCGAGCCUCAGCUCAUGACUAGCUAUACCGACUAUGAUCAGUUUGACUUCGACCAGAAGGUUGGGGACAGAGACAGAAGGUUUGGUGAAGACCACCGUCACAAGCGUGAGGUCAGAGAGUACAUCAAGGAGCCCACCAUCCAUCAAGACGCGGAUGCCGCUUGGCAGAAUGGAAACAACAAGCAGCUCAAGAAGGAUGGUGCCAUGACCCACCCCUCUGUCAUGCAGGACAGCCACAGUGCUGCUUAG
Molecule: messenger RNA, 741 nt
Organism: Aureobasidium namibiae CBS 147.97
Lineage: Eukaryota; Fungi; Ascomycota; Dothideomycetes; Dothideales; Saccotheciaceae
Product: DUF1264-domain-containing protein
Exons: 3
Coding region: 1-741 (246 amino acids)
Source: RefSeq, a predicted model, not a curated record